AUGUUCACCCUCCUGAGUCCCCAACUCGUGGUCUACGUCCUAGCAGCAGUGCUCGCCUGGUCCCUCGCCUGGUCAGUGGUGUAUAAGCUCACAGGUGUUUACCUAGGCUCUAUCUGGUUCAACAAUGGUGUUCUGUUCAACAACAUCCACAUCCACACAAAAGGAGCCGAGUUGAAGUUCGAGUCCCUACGGUUUAGAAUGUGGGGGAAUUCCAAACGCCUCAUCAUCAGUGGCAUGAAUCUCACCCUUCACCAGAAACAUACCCCAGAGUCUACCAGGCCAAUAAAACCACAUCGUCCGUUCAGCCUCUCGAUGUUCCCCAGCAACUUCGUGGGCAAAUUCCUCGUCAAAGCGGGUCUCAAAGUCAUCCCAAACUUCAGCAUUGAGUGGAAGCGAUCGGUGGUGAAGUAUGGAGAUAAAGUCACUGCUGUUCAGUAUGUGAGGCUCGACUCAGGUUCACGGUAUUCUACGAAGAACACCAACAAUUUGAAGGUGGCUAUUGGUCUUGUCAUCAACGACUUGAGAACUUCGAGUACGCACCAGGCUCACACCAUCCACCCGUUGCUUUCAACCCAUACGGCCAAAUUGACCACCAAAUUCUCCAUAAACACCACAACUGGAGAAAUCCACCUGAUUCAUGUCAAGACCUUGAUGGACGACUUGCGGGUGCUGGUGUUCAAGUUUAUCAAGUUGUAUCUCACGGAUAUUGAAACUAGAAUCGACAAACUUGGUGGUGCAGAUGCCAAAGACGUGGACCCUGCAGUGCAAGAAGCUGAAGCACAACGAAAAGCAAGACGAUUGGAGCGGCUAGUGGGCAUAUUCAAAGUGGUGUACGAAGCCAUUAAUGAAAUUUCGGUGGUGGCCCAGAACUUGAAUGUUUUUGAGAUCCCCUUCAUCACCACCGACUGCAACGAGCUGUUUAAAGCGUAUUUGCAGCAAGAAUAUCCCAUCACCGCAUUGGAGUUGAAGACCAAGUCGAUACACUUGCAUCUCCAGAAGUUGUCGAAAACCUCGGCUGGAUUCCACGCUUUGUUUGAGUCUGCUGACGAUAAGCCCAUAAAUAUUUCCAAUUCGGUCCAGCUUUUGACAGUGAACUUCGCAAAGUGGAAAAACAUCAACGGUUCAUUCCACAAGAACCAGGUGGAAGUGUUGAACAUCCCCACGUAUUCUCUUAGCUGCAAGGCCAACUACUUUGACAAGUUGAUCCGCGGAGAAGGCUUUCAAAAUUGUAUUGCCGAGUUGUUCUGGACGUGCUCCAAUCCGAUCUUGGACCUCGACUCUCCCUUUCUUACUUCCCUUCUACACAACAUUGUGAUCCUCAGGAAGCUCAUGAAGUUCAAGUCGCUCCAGCGGCAAUAUAAGCUUUUGGUGUCAUCAAGCUAUCUGACAGAUGAUGAUAUUGACGACACUCAGCAAGACUAUUAUGACUUUGACGAGACGUUGAUAGACAUGCCUGAGAAAGGGUUCCAAGGUUCCAAGACUCCACUCAAAGACAAACUAUGGCGGUACCUCCAGGAAUACUAUCCGAAACUUGAUGUCAAGUUCAUCAUUGAACAACCAAGACUCGUUGUUCGGCAUACAUCUACCACUUCGAUCGAUAUAUUGGACUUUUCCUAUUCCUCGCUCAACUUUCUGGUCAUUACCACCAAAACCAGAGAUUACAAUUUGAACUGCCUGGUGUUAGCCCCAGCCAUCUCGUAUGCGCAAAAUUCCAUUCAGGGUGAUUCUCUGGUAAAGUUCGACAUUGUAUCGUUGAAAUCGUUUGUUGCAGACGUUCAGGUGUUGAAAAACUUGAAAUUCAAAUUUGACUUCAACUUUGAGUCUUUCCACAUUGACUUUUCAAAUCUCACUACGCUAGUUGGUAUCAAGACCAUAGUCAACCAGCUAACAAGGUUGAUUGAAAUGGACCUCCAAAGGGGUCAUAUCAACCUCUUUCUAAACUCCCGGAUCUCCAAGUACCGGACUUUUGUGAUGAACUUGGAUCAGGAAAACCCAUCGGAUGUCUAUAAGACAUUGAAGGAAACUUUGUUCAACUAUCUCCCUGCGUGGUUUGUUGAGUUGAACGUCGUGGCGGACGACGUGGACUUCAAGUUUGGGUCCAGGUCCGUAUUGAUUCCAAAAGAGAAGCUUUCAGAGAUGUUGCAGGAAUACGACUUGAAAGAUUUCCUCGAAUCAGACUCUUCUUGUGAGCUAAGAUGUUUCCGAAUCCAACUAGGCAUUCUUAGGUUUGGAUUUGAGAACAAUUGCAACCCGCACUUGGAUCUAUCAACUUCGAGUCUCAGCUCCGCUUCACUGGACACAUUGACAUCGAAACAAGACCAAAGCAUCAGCUACUGGGGUAAUAACCUCGAAAUAAAGGAUUUUGUGCUAAGUGCAAUGAGUGACUUUAGUGGGCCUAGACAUUAUGGGCAAUGCAUAGCGAUUCCCAAUGUCUCCAUUGAUGUUGGCUGCAAAAAAAUCCAGGCCAAAGAGAAUUUGAAUGUCUCGAUAAACCUCAACAAAAUCGAAGGAAAGGUGGACCACUUCAAGUGUUUCACCAUCAUUGGUGCUGGAUACUUGUUGAUGGAACACAUUGUAAGGCCAUUGCAGUCUAUACAGAGCAAGUUGAAGAAGGAUGCUGGUUCAAUAUCUGAGAAACCUUCCAAGUCCAACUUCAAGUCUCUUAAGGAUUGUAUCACCAUAUCUUCGAAGAUCAAGCGGACAGAUUUGUCUGUGACGUUGAGUGGUGAUUAUAAAGUGAGAUUGGAUUCUUAUGAAACCAGGAUAAGUUUGGCAGACGAUACCAUUUCUAUCUAUGAUAAGUAUUUCAGAGUGUUGAUCAGCUCUCCUACUGUUGAGGACCACUGGUGCAGACUCAUAUGUACCGAUGAUUUCCAAUUCCAUGUCAACCUACAUGAUAUUCGGAACCUUUAUGUCAACACCAGCUUAAUCAAAAUUGCUCAUCCCCAUGGCCAUAUUGCCUAUAAACUUUUUGAUAAUAUUUCAAUCACUUUAAAAGUCCUCAAGCACUCUAUCCGGGCUUUCAAUAGCGGAGAUGCUGAAAAAGACAACGAUUUCACGGUGGUUCAUCCUUCUGAGUCUAGACCAAAGGAGUUCCCUAAUAUCAACUUCAAGACCAAUAAGUUGAUGUUCAACAUGGAAGAUGAUCCUUUCGAAAGCGAGCUUGGUAUGAUCUUUCAACUUGGAAAGGUCGAGCAGCUAAAGAGAAUAGAACUCUACAGUUUGUUUCAAGCAAAGACACAGAACCUCCAAAGCACCGAAAAGCACGACGAGAUCAAAAGCAUCGAAGACAUUAAUGACGAAAAUGAUCUCCCUGGAAAGUUGGAUGACUUGAACGAAAUAAUCUCCGUGUCUUGGAUAAGAAAGGUCAAGAGGUACAAGACCAUGUUGAAUGAUGAGUUGGUGAAGAACAAAAAGUUUUUGUUCGGAAAUGAAGCCAAAUUGGAUUCCCGAUUCCAGUCGAAGAUCCUCCCUUAUUCUCUUCAUGCACCAUUGUUGUCUAUCGUUAUUGAUAGCUUGAACAUGGUUAUCUCGAAACCCACGUUCGAUUUGGAAACCCUUCCCAAAUUUCUUCAUGAUUUAGGACAAGGUCUUCCUUUCGAUACCAGGUACUCGUUAAUACUCCCGAUGUAUCUUGACUUGAGAAUGAGAGAACUCAGGAUCCAUUUGAGAGAUUACCCGUUGCCGUUAUUGUAUGUUUCGAACUCGAAGGCAGAACUGGCUUCUGCCGUCAAAAUGUAUGGUGACCUUGUGAUUUCCGAGUCUCUUGUCACUGAAGAACACAACAUAAGAAAACUUAUGGUGGACCUCACCAGAAACCUUAAGAAGUUCCAGUUUAGUGAAUACUACCGGUUGGAGAUUGAGAAGACCAUGGCUACUGUCAAGAUCUUUACUGAUAUGAAGAUUGAGUUCUCCACUAAAUUACCAUCAAGGUUCGUGUGGGGCCAAUCGUACCAAUUUGCCAUUCAACAGGUGAUGCUUAACUUUGAUCUGUUUUCAAAACCACCUCUAGACCCAUCUCCCAAGUUAGGUUUUUGGGACAAGUUAAGGUUGGUGAUUCAUGGAAAGUUCGAUAUCAAGUGUACGAAAGGUCCUUUGGAAGUUGCAUUCAAAGGCUCAAGAGACCCGUACAAUUUGUUUGGGGUGGCUUCUGGAUUCAUUCUAUCUUUCAAAGACAACGUGGUUUGGACGAUUAACCAAAAUGACGAUUCCAGAGACUUUUGUAAUGUGAAGUCCGACAAAAUCUCCUGGUAUAUACCUAACUACCUUGCAUCCGGGUUGGUUUCAUGGACAAGAGAGACAAACAGGUUGACGUACUUGCCAAACAGUAAGAAGUUUAUCACUUCGUGCUAUGCGUACUACCUUGACGAUGAGGAUUACUGUAUUCCCAGAAACAAGGUUAACUCGAACAUUUUUGAGAAGAAAGUUGUUUCUCUCAGUGGGGGAGUUGUGUUCAAAGUGGGAUUUGUGCUUCAAAGGGACGGUGAUGAUGGACAAAGAACGGAAGAAUGUAAGUCUCAUUAUGAUGUCAAGCUCUUCAACCCUCAAUUCACAGAAGAAGGCCAUGAUUCCUAUAAAGAUUUCAGGUCUGACUACAUCAACAUGGCCAUCUCCAUGGAUGCCAAUUUUCUGGAAAGUUACAAUUCUAUCCACCUAAGCCCAAGGGUUUUUAUGCAGUUCUUUGACUGGUGGAAGUUGUUCUCAAGUAACAUGCAAUUGCCCAUCAAGAAAGGGAAGAUCUUUGGAGAAUUAAAGAAGUCAGAGAAGUUCUCCCAGCACUUGGUUUCCAACAGAUUCAAGUUCAACCUCAAGUCCUUGUUCAUUUCUCAUAUCUACAGGGAAGAGAACUCUGAGGAGAUGGAAGACCAGAUCCAAAGCUGUGGUCUCAAGGGAAAAAUGAACUCUUUUGUAGUCGAUUUGCAUCAACGGAAGGAAAAGAGGAUAGCUGUGCACGAAGGAAUUUCCCGUAACAAGAAUAUCAUGAAGAUGACCUUCCAUAUUGCUGAUGUACACUUGAAUGGCAUUGACUUGAGAGUCGUCACCGCUACUUUUGACCAUAAUGCUUAUAAUACUCCAGGAAAUGUGAAGGAGUCCAAGUAUGAUAUCUUCGAUAAUGACGAACAGUGGUUUGACAUUGAGGAUUAUGAAGAAGCAUUCUUGUCGAGUUUGGCAUCGAGUAAACGGCAAAUUUCUGUAUUGCCGUUGAUGUACAGUGAACGUUUUUCAUACUUGCGAGAUACCGAACCAGGAAUUAGGUUCAAGGAAGUGGACCUUUUUGAAUCUGGCAAAGCGAGUUUGGAACGAAUCAAAGACGUUGCAAGAGCCCAGAAAGAUAUUGUAAGUAGCCGGAUCAAACAGUUGAAGGACGAGAUCAAACUCAGGAGAUCCAGGGGUUUAUCAACUAAAGACUUGGUUGGAAGAAUUGACGUUCUUAAAAAGGAGAUGAGCAAAGCAUCUGUGAAUCUUGAUCGAAGACCACUGGUAUCAGACUUUAACACCAAGUUCAGUAACAAGUUUAUCGUCAUGAGAAUGUUGUGGAAAUGGAACGACAAAAACAGAAACAACUUCUUCAAGUACGUUCAUUUUGUUCAAUUGCGGACAUUUUUGAAGAGGUACUUGAGUUUUGAUUCCAUAAGUGCAUUGGAGGAAAUCGUCGAGUACAGUACGGAAGGGUUGGACAGGAAGAGUACCUACUCGAAAUCGGAACAUUCUCCUGGCGAUAAGUUUGCCAAACUAUCAACUGAUGAAAAGUCCGGUAAAAGUCGAGACAGACUCACAAAAUUCGACGAGAUCUUGACUCAGGUGGCCAAAAAUGAAAACCUUGUUGAGGAUUACCUCAUUGAGAUCAUCUCACCUCAGAUCCAGUUGCAGAGCAGUGAAACCCCCGAUUCGGUGAUCAUUGUAUCAUCACCAAUGAUCGAUGCGAAAUUGGUGUCCAUCUACGAUAAAUCCAAGGACAGGCUUCUCUUGGAUAUCGAUGAGUUGGAGAAUAGGCUUGCAGUCAUGAUCAACAACGCUAACGUCUUAGUCUUUGAAAAAAAUCUGGUUGAAGAUAACAAUUCCUUCAUCUUUGACCAAACCUGCUAUGGUUCUACAAGCAGCUGGCCUCCAUGGCUUGGAAUAGAAAUUUGCAACCAGGCCACUUUGGCAGGAAGCAAGAAUGUUCUUUUGGAAGACACCUCGGUAAUGAUCACAUACAUCCAGCUGAAGCCCACGGGUGCUAAGUUUGCCCAUGACAGUGAAGGAGAUGAUCUCAGUAAGGUGAGCACCAAUACUUCUAAAUACUUUGAUCUACCAGGCUCAAAGAAGGAAAACAUCCAAAAUAAAUUGCAUGUGGACAUCCCCACCGUGAACAUCACCUCAACUUCAGCUCAGUACUUUUCUUUGUACUCGAUAAUCACCAACUUGUUACUAUACACCGAACCCAGCAACAAGCAGUUCAACGAUAAGUUAGAGAAACUCAAGUUCUCCAUCAACUUUCAAGAUCUAGCGGCAUUGUAUGACAGAAUCAAAGCAUUACAUUUGCAGAACGGGAUUCUUAAUCUAAUGAGCAACAACUAUAACUUUCGGCAAGACACUCUCGACAACGAGAGUCUUAAUGACUUUAUAACCUUGAAAACGAUCCAGCAGGAAAUUUCCAAUGAGCUUUACUUGCUACUUCAUUCUAUGUUAACAGGAAACUCCCAUGUCAAAGAUUCCAGUAAAUCACCCAAAGCUGAAUGGAUCAUCAACGCAGAUGAGUUGAUCCUUCACAUGUUGGAAGACGACCGCACACCUAUUCUUGAUAUUGCCAUGGCCACAGGAAAGUUUACUCGAAUCGUCAACGAAGAUGAUUCGAACAUCAACCGCAUUGAGAUAUCCAUGAUCCAAGGAUUCAACCUAUUACGAGGAGCCAUCUUCCCUGCGUUCAUAGAACCUAUGGAUCACAAGGAUGAGCUCCAGAACCUACUUACGGUGGACUGGUCGAUGUACUCAAAUGUUGGUGGAAUCAGGCUAAUUGAGAACUUUGAAGUCAAUGCUCAGCCGUUGAGUGUCCGUAUGGACAAAAUAACUGGUGAUAAAUUGAUGCAUUUCUUGUUCAAGACUGAAUUGGCCGACCUAACGGAUCUUGGUGAUAAUCCUAUGGCCAGACAUGAAGCAGAAGUCACAAAUGAUUUAGAUUUCAACGGAAAGGCCUCCAAUGGAGAUGAGAAGAGUAAAGUGAAUUUUGAUACUAGCUCAAGCCAAUCAGACCCAAGCGAUUCAGAGUCCUCAACAAAUCCUGACCAGCUUACCAUUGGGUCUCCCUCAAAGAGGGUUACAAACAGAAGUUCACAUCUUUUCCCCAAGUCGUUCACGCAGUCAUCUGGUUCUGAACAGCAGUACGAUGAACAAUUGGACGUCAUGGUUAACCGGUCGAAAAACUAUGUCAGUGUCAACAGUUUGAAGGUCAAUCCUGUGUCACUUCUGAUUUCCAUCAAGCUUAAAGGAGGGUAUAAGCGAUUGUUGAAUGUAGAGGACUUCAAGUUGGUGUUACCCGAGAUCUUGAUUCAAAAGAAGAUUCUUUCGGUAUUGGAGUUUACGAUGAUUGUAAGGAAGAUUUUGGUCAGGGCUAUUCUCGGGCAUCUUGGAGGAUUGGUGAGAAAUAAGUUCAAACGAUCUAAACGGAAGCCCAUGAAUCUCAUCAACAAACCUUUGAAACCGUUGAAACGGUAUGCCAGGUUCACUUCGGUGACGGAGUUACGAGGGGGCUCGAACGAAGACCCAUAGACUAUGUAUUAUUAAAGCUGUAACAGUAAGAGUAUACAAAAAUUCUAGUAUUAACAGGGUAACCGUCUGUGUUUCUGGUGAGGUUUUAUCGUCAUUCAUUAGAGCAAGUGCUGGCGUGUUUUCAUAUGUGUAUUCUCUUGGGAGUAUCACCAUUCAUCUGUUUCUUCUUUCUCUUGCGCUUAUCUUCAUCCAUCUCCGAGCCGUCAUCUCUUCUCAUGAGAGUUUGUUGGUCACUGAUACCUAAAUCGGCGGUGUUGAAGCCAGGGAUCCCGUUCAAGGGCGUCUUGUCGAAUUCCAACGCCUUAUUGACAAGUUUGCUCUCUAUAGGUUUGAUAAUAUUUGGAAAUUGACUUAACAUCGGGUCCAAGAGCCCAUUCGGUACGGGCUUAGCUUUGGGUAUAUUGUGUUUUCCUGGUAAAUCUUGAAUAUGGUUCUUGUAGGAUUUUCUGAGUUUGACUCCCUUGGAGCCAUCUG
Molecule: messenger RNA, 8223 nt
Organism: Yamadazyma tenuis ATCC 10573
Lineage: Eukaryota; Fungi; Ascomycota; Pichiomycetes; Serinales; Debaryomycetaceae
Gene: FMP27
Product: Fmp27p
Source: RefSeq, a predicted model, not a curated record